AUGAUAUGGUGGUUUUUAAUUUCAAUAAAUUUUUUGUUUUUUCUUAUAAAAAGCUUUUUCACCCCCAAAGAUACGACUUAUAUGAACGACAUAAAUAACAACCAAGACAGCGCGUCGACAGAAAAAUACAUUCUAGGCGAAAACUACAACCUGACAAGCCUGAAGCUGAAGAUCGACUUCGGCUCGCUAGACACAGGGACGAAGAUAAUCGAGCACAGCAAGGGAAUUAUAAACAUCCGGUCGAUUCAACAGUACGACUAUGACAGUUAUAUGCUAACGCCAUGCAAUUCGGACAUAUGGUGGAUCUACUCCUUCAGUGAUAUUAUACACAUAGAAAAAAUCGGAUUAGUGUCCCUAGAGCAUUAUGCGUCAAAUUUCAAAGUUAUAGAAAUAUUAGGGAGUGAUGUAUACCCAACGAAAAAAUGGAAAAAGUUAGGAAAAAUUGCCACGAACUUUACAAAGAGCUUUGAGCUCUUUAACAUAUAUGAUUAUUGCAAGAAUUACGAUGAAGAUAACUGUUGGGUGAAGUAUAUGAAGUUUGUUGUUUUGUCUCACCACAAUUUGGAAAAUAAUUAUUACUGUACUUUAACACAUUUGCAAAUUUUUGCUUCUUCUGGUGUUGAUAUGCUCAGUGAUAAAAUAUACUCCGAUGAUAACAUCACGCAGAUUGAAAAAGAUUUUCACGACAAUUACAAACAUGAGAAAAAUGAAAACAUUCGCGACCAUGAGAUAAUUGAAAAUUUGGAGGUGCUCCUUGAGGACAAGGAGCGCAUGCACGGUGGAGGGACUGCACCAGGAACAAGCGACCACCGAUAUGGACAGAGACACGUAGGUAACAAGCACGAUGAGGAUGCAUUGCAGUCACCCGAAACCAUCACAAUUGAACAGUCCCCCACCGGUGCAACCCUCCCAAGAUUGUCCAACUUUACCCCGUUUGAAGGCUCCUUCCUAGAUCCAGAAACGAUAGAAAAAGAAUUAAUAGACACGGAUCUUAUCGGUUCAAAGCUGAUGGAUACAGAAUUGAUCAAGAAGGAACUGAUCGAUACGGAGCUCAUCGAAAAGGAAUUAAUGAAUGCAGAACUUGUCGAGAGGGACUCCAAGAGUGGUAACAUUAACGAACAGUCAUUCGAUAAUUUAACAGAACAAAUAGGGAACGCGUUUGAUGAAAGGAACACCAUCAGGGGGGUUGAAGUGAAUACAACUCAACAGAACGAGGAAGAGAAAGAUAAAAACAAAGACAAAGUUAGUGUGUCCUCCUCUUUAUCCACAGAACAGAAUGUGUUAAGACAGAAAAGAUACAACCAGAACGUCUCACCCCACUCACUAGUCAUCUUGAACAAAGCUGUGAAGAAGAAGUAUGCUGUACUCAAAAAUUUUAACAAACUCAGAAUAUCCAAGCUUUUAAAAAAUUACCCAUUCGUGAAUUACAAAAAUGUGGUUAAAAAAUACAUGCCUUAUGUUUCCUACCUGAUGAGAUAUAAGGACAAGCUCAGUUACCAUCACUACAAUAUGAAAGAUGCCGUCAUAAUGGAUAGCUUCUUCAACCCCUUGGAUGAUUCACCUCUUGGGAGAAUCACAGUGGGGAAGUAUGUAUCCACCCGUCGGCGAUUUCUUUCCCCAUUCCGUAUGCUCAUCAGGGGGGUCUUCCCAAAGGUGUGCAGCCGUGUGGAUAUCCUAAGAGACGUUCCCCCACAAAGUGGAACGACUUCACACACUUCUGACAAGAGGACCAUUUCAGCGAAACCGACUGGAACACCACAGAGGAAACUUCCCAAAGUGCACUGCUACAACUACGGAGCUAUAAAAAACGUGCAAAACAGUAUACUGCAGAAUAGGCGUAUAUACUCGCUCCUGACUAUAUGGAAGCCCCGUCUUCUGUGCAACCACGAUAUGGUCUGUUUGAAAAAACAUGCAGGGGAUAUUAACAAAUUGCUCACCUUUAGACGUAACUUAAUCAAGUCCACCUUCCGAAAGUACCUCGUCUUCAUAUCUGGAAAGAGAUUGCCCCCUCCGAGGAAAAGGAGGUAUAAAAUUUUGAAGAAGAAAAAAAGGAAAAUCAGUAAUAAAAGGGGAAUGUUCAGAAAACUCUUCUUAUUAAAACAGUUUAAUAAAAUAGGACAUAUAAAAAAAUUACACGUUACUUAUUCACCCAUUUUUCGUUUCCCAACAUGUGAUGCAUCGAGGUAUUUCCCCCAUAAGGAAGGGCAGGACCCUCUCAUGACUUAUAUUUGGGAAAAAAUGCAGCAACAGAAUAGACUAAAAGAACAACCACAGGACGCCUUAAUCAUAAUCUACCUUUUCAAUGAACUAAGAAAGGUACGCACGACACAUAACCUGGAGAGCCUCAAAUGGUGCUUCGACUUCAUGACAAAGUGGAAAAAUCCAUUCGACUCAGUAUUGCUUAUGUUCUUCAUGAGAUGUGUCCCACUAGCUAGUCUGCGAAACCGUGGCACAUGUAUGGAUAUAAUAAAGAAUGGUCUUCUUUUGAGGAAAAAAAAUAAAUUGACACUUGAGAAGGAAUUACAAGGUCUUUCCUUUACCCAUUCGGACGGAAACAGGACUUGCAAAAGGCACGACCGUUUGGGGAAAACGGAUUUGUCAUACUAUGCCUACUGGGAGGAGGGCGAAGAGAAGGAUGCUGAUAGUGGGGAAUACUACAUAGAUGGGGAGUACUAUCCUGAUGAAGAACCGAUCCACAUGGACGACCUCCCUAAAAAUGACCAAGUUAGGGUGGAAACUCCCCCUCUGAAUGUUGAAUCCCCCCCAACGGUUAACACCCUGACGCUGUAUCUGCACAUGUUAAGAUGCAAAAACGUGCAAUCGCGCUACUACAUCAUGACGCUGAUGAGAAACCCCAGGGAUAUGAAACGCAUGACCAAAUUGGUGGCAGAUAUAUGGAGUAGCCUGUCUAGCCGCAAAAUUGGAGAGAAUCUAACGAAGAUCGAAAGCUACGUAAGAGGCGUCAUCGCGGAUCAUAUGCCAAAUUGCACGACAAAUUACCUUUUUUCGGAAAAAUUGCCAAGUACUAAAAAUGAGCUAGUUUACACCAUUUCGGCUAGGAUGGGGAAAGUCACCCUCAUGGACCUGUCCCAUAGGGUGAAAAGUAGGCGAAUGUUACUGCGCCCCAAACAGGGGAUCCUAAGUGUACAGAAUAAGGAAGAGGAAACCUUGCAAUAUCGAAAAAAAGCCCAGUGCGAAGCGAUUACAGAACUUUUGGUGGACCUAAUUAUAAAUCAUAUAUCCCUUUCGAGAACCAGCUUAGAAGGAGAAAAAAAAGACAUUAGGGAAAAUGAGCAGAGUGCAAAGGCAGGGGGAGGUACUGGCCACGCGGAGCAGUCAAAAAGGACACAUCAUGGAAAACACACCCAAAGGAGUCAACGUGGUCAGCUCGACCAGGCAAACAUGUGCCUAACCCUUGGCGAAAUGGAAAACAUGAUCUACUCAGACAGAUAUCUAAAGCAAUAUGUGGACGAAGCGGGGAUACACAAAGAAAUGCAAAAGAAAGAUAAAAUGAAAAAUAUUAUAAAUGUAAAAUACAAGCAGAAAAACAAUGACAAAAGUAUAAAAAUAUUAAACGAAAUAAAAGAAACAGAAGAAAGCAAUAGCAAACUUGUUAACGAAGUGUACGAUAUUAUUAGCGAAUAUGAUGAGAAUAAUGAGUCGAAAAUUUAUUCGGUCCAAUUAAAAUCCGGAAAACAAAUCCCAUUAAUUAUUAACAAACCAGAAAAUAAAAUGAAAGAAAAAGUAAUAAAAAGUGAAGCAAAAAAAAAAUAUAUUAAGGAGAAUAAAUUACAAUACCUGGACGAAUAUGAUCAUAUGCUGAAUGAUCACAUCCAGUACGAUCAUUAUGAACAGAAUUGCAUACGAGAAGAAAAAAUUGAAGAAAAAGCAAAAAAUACAAGAGGACAUGCCUUACUCACAUUAGUGGAUAAAGUAAAAACUAUUGAAAAUAAAAAUAAUUACGUAAUUUCCAAGUUGAAGGAUGUCAUAAAAAUUACAAACAACAAAACGAAAAUCAUAUAUCACAUGUUGUCCAAUUUUAAAAUUUUACAAAACACAAUUAGCCUUCUGCUAAAAUAUAUUAUGAUAAACGAAAAAAAUAUGAAAAAUUUACACAAAAAUAGGAACAAAUCAGAAUCCUUCUUCAAAAUUUUGAAAGAUAUAUGCAUUUUACAAAUUAAUGAAAAAAAACAAAAUUUUGACUCACUCCAAUAUAUUUGCAAAUAUUUACAAGAUAUACUAUACGAUGAGAUAGAGAAAGUAUAUCUUUUUGGAAAACCCACAAGAGGAGGAGCAGCAGCAGGAGUAGGGACAGGCCCAGGUGGCGGAAGAAGAACGACUGGUGCCAACGGGGGAAACACUUCUACCUCCAUGGGAGGAAAGUUUCCAAUAUGUGGUGAAGAGGAAGAAAAUAUGAUGCUACAUAAUAAGAAUUCCUUUCACGAUAAAAAUCCCAAUUUUAUUUUUAAAGAAAAAAAAAGAAAUAUUUUCAAUUUUUGGUAUUAUGAAAAUCAUUGUCAUAACGACAUAUUCAAGACCCCCCUCAUUUAUUAUAACUCUUCGGUGGACAGCCUCCAAACGUUUUAUUUUAAAAUUUACAAUUUUUUCAGAAAUUUAACCUUCUUUCAUUACAUUGUGUAUAAAUUUAGGCACUACAAGAGGAUCCUUAUCAGAUACCUUAGCAGGGGCCAUGUCGGCGAUAUCGGUACGCAGUGUAGCGGUGCACAGUUUAACGAUACACAGCACACCUGUGAGCAGUUCGGCGGAUCCCACUUUGGCGGCGCGUACGGAGAUCCACAAAAUACAGGGAAACUGUACGCCAUCCUUUUAAGCAUCUUCCUGAUAGUUUUCCUCAUAAACAAUUUUUUCUGUUUCCUCUUGUACAAGCAUUUAUCGAAUAAGUUGAACACGUUCGUUCAGGGCUGCACCUGCCACAGGAAGUGA
Messenger RNA from Plasmodium coatneyi, 4944 nucleotides. RefSeq lists its product as uncharacterized. Bases 1 to 4944 code for a protein of 1647 amino acids. NCBI's taxonomy places the organism in Eukaryota, Apicomplexa, Aconoidasida, Haemosporida, Plasmodiidae. Gene Ontology annotation, biological process: protein folding in endoplasmic reticulum. The transcript has 2 exons. Gene Ontology annotation, cellular component: membrane; cytoplasm. The record is from RefSeq and is a predicted model, not a curated record.